Molecule: messenger RNA, 690 nt
Organism: Bolinopsis microptera
Lineage: Eukaryota; Metazoa; Ctenophora; Tentaculata; Lobata; Bolinopsidae
Product: CD63 antigen-like
Exons: 5
Coding region: 1-690 (229 amino acids)
Cellular component (GO): membrane
Source: RefSeq, a predicted model, not a curated record
AUGAGUUCAGAAGAGCGGUGGAGCGUUAGUGGGGUACUGCUUGCAGCAGCGGUUGUUGCCUUGUACCUUACUUUUGAUGUUCCUUAUCUGCUCUUUAUGAAGAAAGCUAUCGAGCAGAGUAUUGAUUCUAAGAUAGAUCUUCUUCAUGUCUCUGUAGCAGGACUUCUCAUAAUAAUUUGCGUUAUGUUCGCUAUAUUGGUGGUCUUUAACAAUAGACCUACUACUCAGCUAGGACACUGCAGACCUAAAAGAAUCUUCCCUUUUAUCUUCAUCGGGUUCCUGAUUCUACUCCACUUCGUGCUGACAGUAGUAGUAUCCGCUAAAGUUAGUGACCAGGAGAAGGCUAGACUGAGAGAGUAUGUUCCCAACUAUUGGAACUAUCACACUGACUCUAUAAACCAGCGCUAUGUGGACGAUAUUCAGAUAUCACUGUCGUGUUGUGGGAUAAGCUCUGUAGAUGAUUACGGUACAAUGAACAUCCCGCCUAGCUGCUGUGAUAACAAAGGGUGUGACAAGGAGCGGGCUCACGAGAUGGGGUGCUACAAGAAGAUAUCCACACUACUCAUCACGUGUUCUAUUUCAGGUGCUACAAGAAGAUAUCCACACUACUCAUCACGUGUUCUAUUUCAGGUGCUUCAAGAAGAUAUCCACACUACUGAUCACCCAAACUACCCUCCCCAUAUUGACUAG